CGGAACAAACCUUCUCCACACUCUUCAGUAAACUCAUUCCACAUAAAUUUUUUCGAAAACACUGAAUCACCAUGUUGGCUUAUCCUGAUCUUUCAUAUUCACUCUUGUAUUGCCUCAUUACUGUUCUACUCUUCUAUCUAAUAAACAACUUCACCUCGAUUUUUAAAUGUCUGUUUCCUUCAGAAGCAAGUAAACUACCAAGAUCAUUUCCAAUCAUUGGCUCGUACUUCUCCAUUAUCAAAAACAUCCCUCAGUUUAGCGUUUGGACUGCUAAUAUAGUUAAUUCUCAACCCUCUUCAACUUUUGUCCUCCAUCGUGCUCUUGGCCACCGGCAAGUCAUUACUUCAAAUCCAGCUAAUGUUAAACAUAUACUAAAAACCAAUUUUCAUGUCUACCAAAAGGGCACUUUUGGAUCAAGAGUUAUGCAUGAUUUUCUAGGCCACGGCAUCUUUAACGUGGAUGGUGAUACUUGGAGAUUUCAAAGACAACUUUCUAGCCAUGAAUUCAAUACUAAAUCUCUUAGGAAGUUUGUGGGAACGGUGGUAGAUACAGAGCUCUGCGACAGACUUAUUCCAAUAUUGUUCAAGGCUGCAAAAGAAGAAGAGAGUCUUGAUUUUCAGGACAUACUUCAGAGAUUCGCUUUUGACAAUAUUUGUAACAUCGCUUUUGGCUAUGAUCCAGAGUACUUAUUACCGUCUCUUCCAGACGUAAAAUUUGCAGUUGCAUUUGAGAAUGCUACUACACUUAUCAGCAAAAGAUUCCAGUACAUUAUACCAUUAGUUUGGAAAGUACAAAAGUUUUUUGACACCGGUGCUGAAAAAGUGCUAAGAAAAUCUAUUGAGGAAGUUCGUGAUUUUGCUAGAAAAGUCAUGAUGGAGAAGAGGGAAGUACUGCAAGAAAAAUCAAAGCUACAAUCUGUGGAUCUUUUAUCAAGAUUCUUGAGCUCCGGUCACUCAGACGAGGUGUUUGUUACAGAUAUAGUCAUAAGUUUUAUACUCGCUGGACGUGACACAACUUCAGCUGUAUUGACAUGGUUCUUUUAUCUCAUUGCAAAAUAUCCGCAUGUGGAGAAUGAGAUUUUGGCUGAGAUUAAUGACAAGAAGUUUGAAAAGAACUCGGAGUCUUCUGCUUAUAAUGAAGUGAAAGAUAUGAUAUACACUCAUGCAGCACUUUGUGAGAGUAUGAGACUCUACCCGCCUGUUCCCACAGACAACAAACAAGCAAUGAAAGAUGAUGUGUUGCCGGAUGGAACACAUGUGUACAAGGGUGAUAGAGUACUUUACCAUCCUUAUGCAAUGGGGCGGUCCGAGAAGCUGUGGGGAUCAGAUUGGCCUGAAUUUAGGCCAGAGAGGUGGCUUGAGAGGGACACUGUGACCGAAAAGUGGUGCGUUAUUAGCAGGGAUCAGUACACUUAUCCUGUUUUUCAAGCAGGGCCAAGGGUGUGUCUUGGUAAAGAAAUGGCUUUCUUGCAGAUGAAGAGGGUGGUUGCUGGAAUUCUUCCAGCAUUUAGGGUGAUUCCAGUGAUUGAGAAAGGGAAGGAACCAGUUUUUAUAUCUUACCUGACCGCUAAAAUGCAAGGGGGCUUUCCAGUGAGAAUACAACCAAGAGUUUCUAAUACCUAAAAUUGAUUUGAUUAGUUUAUUACUUCAGUUUUCUUUGUAGUAACAGUCAUUAUUUGUAGAGUAAACCAUAAAUAAUAUCCAGUCGUGAUAUUAUUGCCAGCUCUGAAUCAAGUACCAAUGUACCGGGUAGCGGUCCACAGCAAUCAGUUGUUGUGGAGCGCUUACCCAACAUACAGAUCCUGAGCCGUUGGAUGCAUAUCCAGCGGCCAGGAUCAUAUUAAAAUUUUAAUAUGUCCAGCGCUUUUUUAGCGUUGGACAGGGAUUCCUAAAAUUAUUUGUUAUCAAGGGUGA
Molecule: messenger RNA, 1913 nt
Organism: Daucus carota subsp. sativus
Lineage: Eukaryota; Viridiplantae; Streptophyta; Magnoliopsida; Apiales; Apiaceae
Product: cytochrome P450 94A2
Exons: 1
Coding region: 72-1622 (516 amino acids)
Molecular function (GO): oxidoreductase activity, acting on paired donors, with incorporation or reduction of molecular oxygen; heme binding; iron ion binding
Source: RefSeq, a predicted model, not a curated record